AUGGCAUCCCCGUUGCAGUUCGCGUAUCGGACCCAGAAGGCCAUCGGCAUCUUCGACGCCGCCCCGGUCUACGAGCCCCUCGCUGGCUUUUCCAAGCCCGAGGGCAAUCUGCGCUGCUGCGCUUACUCGCAGUGCGGCCGCUUCUUUGCCUGGGCCUCGCCCGACUCCGUCACUGUCGUCAACGCCCUCACUGGACACCAAGUCCUCAGCCUGCCCAUCGCCAAUGUUUACGAGCUCGACUUUUCGCCUCUCGGCACCUUUGUCAUCACCUGGGAGCGCCCGGCCAAGGACGAGGCCGGCGACGCGACCAAGAACCUCAAAAUCUGGCGCACGACGGAAGAAGGCGUCGCCGGAGCCGACAAGCAACCAUUGGGUCGCUUCGUGCAGAAGCAGCAGGGAGGCUGGAAUCUUCAGUACACGGCCGACGAAAAGUACUGCGCUCGCCUCGUCUCCAACGAAGUCCAGUUUUUCGAGAGCCAUGACCUCAUCACCGUUUGGAACAAGCUCCGCGUCGAAGGGGCCGCCAAUUUCGCCCUGGCGCCGGGAAGCCAGAACCAUGCCGUGGCUGUCUUCGUGCCGGAACGCAAGGGUCAACCGGCCGCAGUCAAGGUCUAUAAUGUGCCAAUGUUCCAGCAACCCAUCUCGCAAAAGACCUUCUUCAAGGGCGACAAGGCUCAGCUCAAGUGGAAUAAACGUGGCUCGAGCAUCCUGGUGCUGGCUCAGACCGACGUCGACAAGUCUGGCAAGAGUUACUAUGGUGAAACAACUCUCUACCUGCUCAGCACAAACGGAGCUUUCGAUGCGCGCGUGACCCUCGACAAGGAAGGCCCAAUCCACGAUGUCUCGUGGUCCCCCAACUCUCGCGAGUUCGGCGUCGUCUACGGCUACAUGCCAGCCAAGGCCACCAUCUUCAACGACCGUGCCGCCGUCAAGCACUCGUUCCCGCUCGCCCCGCGCAAUACCGUCAUCUUUGCACCCAACGGGCGCUUUGUGCUUGUCGCCGGCUUUGGCAACCUCGCCGGGCAGAUCGACGUGUACGACUCGGACAAGGACUACCGCAAGAUCUGCACCAUCGAAAGCGGCAACCCCAGCGUGUGCGAGUGGAGCGCUGACAGCCGGUACAUCAUGACGGCGACGACCUCGCCUCGGCUGCGUGUCGACAACGGCGUGAAACUAUGGCACAUCGGCGGCACCCUCAUGUACAACGAAGACAUGGUCGAGCUCUACCAUGUCGUGUGGCGCCCCGCAGCCGCAGAGACGACGGCCAGCGAGGACCCCCUCAAGACCGUGCCGACCCCCCACGAGUCGGCUACCGCAUACCUCGGAACCGUCAAAACCCCGAGCAAGCCGGCAGGCGCAUAUCGACCUCCCGGGGCCCGAGGUCUUGCCACCCCGCUGCACUUCAAGCGCGAGGACGAGGGCGGCGCCGCCCACCAGGUCAGCAACGGGACGUCCAACAUAGGCCCGAACGGCUUUGGACGAACCCGUCGUGCAGUGCCUGGGGCCGAACCUGCCGAUUCGUCUGCGCCGGCGAGGAAGGCCAAGAAGAAGAGAAACAAGAAGGUCCACCAGGAAGGGAGGAUGGAGGCCGAGCCCAACGGCGGGGCCAGCCUUGCGCCUCCGGCUCACGAACGCGGUGCCGGUUCUGGAGGCGAAGGCCGCAGUCCUGAUAGGCGCGGCUCCGUCAACGGCAACGGCCGCGACUACCAACGAAACCGGCCAAAGCAUAACGGCAGCAACCGCAAUGAUGCUCAAUACGGCGUGCGUGCCAACACCGGGGCCUAUGGUGGCGCCACCCCCCCUCAAGAGCCCACCGUUGCCGAGGCGGCGCAGAGCCCUGGUGCCAAGAAGAUCCGUGGUCUUCAGAAGAAGAUUCGGGCGAUUGAGGACCUGGAGAUGCGUCUGGCUGGCGGAGAAAAGCUCGAGGACACGCAGCUCAAAAAGAUGAACACGAAAGGGGCUGUGCUGAAGGAGCUCGAGGCGUUGGAGGGGGAAUAA
Hirsutella rhossiliensis is the source of this 1998-nucleotide messenger RNA. RefSeq names its product eukaryotic translation initiation factor eIF2A domain-containing protein. The transcript is spliced from 3 exons. Lineage: Eukaryota; Fungi; Ascomycota; Sordariomycetes; Hypocreales; Ophiocordycipitaceae. Gene Ontology annotation, molecular function: translation initiation factor activity; protein binding; mRNA binding. Gene Ontology annotation, biological process: translational initiation. Gene Ontology annotation, cellular component: cytosolic small ribosomal subunit. The record is from RefSeq and is a predicted model, not a curated record. Bases 1 to 1998 code for a protein of 665 amino acids.